Molecule: messenger RNA, 321 nt
Organism: Caenorhabditis briggsae
Lineage: Eukaryota; Metazoa; Nematoda; Chromadorea; Rhabditida; Rhabditidae
Exons: 1
Coding region: 1-321 (106 amino acids)
Source: RefSeq, a predicted model, not a curated record
AUGGGGAAAUUCCCCUUCCUCGGACUCCUCAUCAUCGUCGGAUUCCACGUUACCUACAGUACCCAAUGCGACUGUAACUCUUCCUGCUCCAUUUACACGUCGCCUGUACAGUGUGUCAGAUGCUGUACCCACUAUGUCAAACGAUCACUUCCCCUUCAUCCAGCGCAUCAUAAAAAACGACAAUUCCUAUUGGAGAAUCUUCUAGAAACACCGCGAAAUCGAAAAAUCAAAAAACCAGUGUGGAGAGAGAAGGAAGAGCAGGACCCAGUGCAGUCGACACUGCCACGCUUCAUCCGUCUUUUGCUGAAAAAUCCUCUCUAA